AAAAAAGAAAAUGAGCAAUCAGUGGGUUAUCUCUUUAAUCAUUGGCUUCAUAGCUUUAUCAAAGGCUACCGAUACUUUGAAAGAAUUUACCGCGAAACUUGAAUUUAAUGAUAAGAAAUCAAAUUAUGGGCUUUUAGGAGAGCAUAAUUCUCAUACAAUAUCCAGGUGUGCCAUGAUGUGUAAAAGGGAGUGCGUCUUCUUUGGAUUCAACAAUCAAAUGAAGAAAUGCCGUACCCAUAAGAAAAUAUUUAAGUCUGAGCUCUCUGAUGAGGCCGGUUGGAGAUACUACUCGGAUAACGAUUUUUCUAGUAUGCCCAAAGAUUGCAAGGAUCUUCGAGAAAAUGGACAAACCAUCACAGGGUUGUAUGAUAUAUACCCCUACGGAACAUUAACAGUACCGGUCAGUGAGCAUUGCGAUAUGACGACAAUGGGCGGGGGGUGGACGGCAAUUCAGAAACGCUUAGACGGAUCGAUGACCUUUAACAGGACCUGGACGGAAUAUAAAAAUGGCUUUGGUUCACCAGCACAGAACGUCUGGAUUGAAAACACCUCAUCCCUGUAUGCGUCCAUCACUCUCCAGAAUGGUACAACUCUGUAUGAAAUGUACAACGGAUUCUCUGUCUCCGACGAAGCAGGAAAAUAUCAACUCUUUCUUGCAGGACCUGCCAAUGGGACUCUAGGUGCCAGUGUGAUUAGACACAUUGAAUUCAUGAUCAAGGACUGA
Saccostrea cuccullata (small rock oyster) is the source of this 724-nucleotide messenger RNA. RefSeq names its product ficolin-1-like. Bases 11 to 724 code for a protein of 237 amino acids. The transcript is spliced from 5 exons. The record is from RefSeq and is a predicted model, not a curated record. Lineage: Eukaryota; Metazoa; Mollusca; Bivalvia; Ostreida; Ostreidae.